Podospora pseudopauciseta is the source of this 2264-nucleotide messenger RNA. RefSeq lists its product as uncharacterized. The transcript has 2 exons. NCBI's taxonomy places the organism in Eukaryota, Fungi, Ascomycota, Sordariomycetes, Sordariales, Podosporaceae. Gene Ontology annotation, cellular component: plasma membrane. The record is from RefSeq and is a predicted model, not a curated record. Bases 115 to 2205 code for a protein of 696 amino acids. Gene Ontology annotation, molecular function: ferric-chelate reductase activity. Gene Ontology annotation, biological process: intracellular iron ion homeostasis; copper ion import; iron ion transport.
CGAAUAAGUGAUGGUGUGCCCACUGUGAGAUAAGAACAGGCAGGCCCCCUGCCUGACUGUCGGUGGGAGGUCAAGCACCAGCGGACUCCUCGACUCAAGCCAGCAGCAAACAUCAUGCGAACUUCCCCUGCCAUCUGGCUAGCAGCAUGCCUGCUCCAAGCCAACCUUGUCUUCUCCGACCUAGUCGGCUUCGGCCUUCACCCUUUCAAAAUCUACUGCGCCUCCGCAUGCCAGUGGGCACUCCAAGCUUAUCCCCUAGAAUGCUCUGAAAAGAUCCCAAAGGGCUUCCUCGGUUGGGCAACCACGAGCUCAGAGUGCAAAGCCAAUGACACAGCCUGGCUCACCACGCUGGCCUGGUGUCUGCAUGUCAAGUGUAGAGCCCAUCGCAUGUCGGAAUUGCAAGCGUUCUGGGAGACUGAUGCUACACGCGAUAUGACGAAUUUUGGCAACACGGGUACGCCGGUACCGCCUAAGUGGUCAUACGAGGAAUCCUUGCAGCAAAUCACUGAGCCACCGAGGAAAAUGCCAGUGGAUACCACGACGGUGCUCAACUUUACCGCCUUGGUUCCGGAGAUCGAGUAUCAAGCCCAGUUGAAUACCGCUUUGGGUGUGACGAAAGAGCAGGAGACAGGCGCGGAAUAUGGAGUCAUCAUCCUCGUCACUGGCUUCGGCAUACCCAUCAUCCUGACCUGGCUCUACCACCUCCCCUUUACCUCUGGCCUCUUGUCCAAGAUCACUCCAUACUUGACCCAACCCAGCAGCAUCGGCACUUAUUCCGUUCGCUCCUUGCCAUUCCUCCUCGGCAAUGCCCCAACCAUUGGCCAAGCAGCAUACAUCGCCGUCUUCUUCAUCAUCAACAUAGUCCUCAUGUCAGUCAACUACCAGUCCAUGCAACCACACCUCUACUACCCCGGCGAGAGUAUGGAGAUCAAAGCGUACAUCUUUUACCGCACAGGAAUAGCAGCUUAUGCUCUCCUCCCCCUUCUCAUCCUGUUCGCGUCAAGGAACAACGUUUUGUUGCUUUGGUUGACGAACUGGUCUCACGCUACGUAUCUGCUUCUUCAUCGCUGGGUGGCAAGACUGUUUGUCCUCCAUGCUUUGGUGCACAGUUUCCUGGCACUACCAAUCUUCCUGCCACAGCAAGCAGUGGUUGACUCUGACUAUUGGGCUUGGGGCGUUGCGGCUACAGUUCUUUGUGUUGCCAUUCUCUUUGCGAGUGUUCUGCCUCUGAGGAGAUGGUCGUAUGAGAUAUUCUUAGUGACGCACGUUGUCUUGUCGGUUAUUCUCGUUGUUGGGCUUUGGUAUCACGUUGUUCUUUGGAUUGGGCUGGACUCCUACGGCUAUGAGACCUGGAUUUAUGCCGCCUGUGCAGUUUGGUUCUUUGACAGAGCAGCGAGAGUAGGGAAGGUGUUGAAAAACGGGGUUCGCAGAAGCAAGGUGACUGACUUGGGGAAUGGGUACAUCCGGGUUGACAUACCCCGAGCGUCGUUUGCCAAUGAUGGGCCUGGGCUGCAUGUUUACGCUUAUUUUCCCACUUUGAGUCUCUGGCGGCCGUGGGAGAACCACCCGUUUUCAAUCGUUCCAACAAGCCUGAUGUCCCGGGUUGAAAGGCAACGGCCAGAGCAAUCAAGCGGCAGCAGCAGUCCGACAGCGAAAGAGUCAGGUGUUCACAUCAACGUUCACGAUGUUGAGAAACACCACGGCUUUAAGGAUACCGCGUCUGCGUCUCUGGAAACGGGUAUCACCCUGCUCAUCAAGAAGUCCAUGGGGAUUACCAAGCACCUGAAGGCCACCGAUGGGCUUUUGACUCUCAUGGAUGGCCCGUAUCAUAAUACUUCUACCAGGGAGAUUCGCCAUUGCGAUAGGCUGCUUCUCAUUGGAGGUGGGAUUGGCAUCACCAGUCUGCUUCCGUGGAUUGCCAGCCAUCCGAACAUCAAAUUAUUUUGGAGUGUCAAAGAAUCGGCGAGGUGUCUGGUCGAGGAAGUUCAAGGUGUGUUGAGCGAGAUCGAGAAAGAUGUCCGAAUCGGAAGGAGACUGGACAUUUCUCGGCUGUUAGAGCAAGAAGCCGAAGUUGGAUACUGCAACAUCGGCGUUGUGGUCUCUGGACCGGGUGGGCUCUGUGAUGAUGUCAGGGCAGCUGUGGCAGCGGUUGGAAAGAAAGGGUCCACGUGUUUUGAGCUUGACGUGGACGCGUAUUCGUGGUAGUUGUACUGACGCAUCUCAGAAUUUACGUAGCUAUCUAGCUAUUUAUUGCGACACCUGUG